GGACGAGGUUGCUGUGGGCGGGGCCUAGCGAAAUAACCAGCAGGCUCCCUUCCGCUGGGCAGCAUGGGCCACCGCACUCUGGCGGGACUCCCCUCCCUGUGGUCUGCCAUCCCUUGUUCACACUCCGAGCUGCGCUUGGACCUGGUGCUGCCUUCUGGACAGUCUUUCCGGUGGCGCGAGCAAAGCCCUGGUCACUGGAGUGGGGUGCUGGCUGGCCAGGUGUGGACACUCACCCAGACCGAGGAGCAGCUUCACUGCACCGUGUACCGAGGGCACCGGGACCAGGCGGGAAGGCCCACACCAGAGGAGCUGGAGGUAGUGCGCCAGUACUUCCAGCUGGAUGUCAGCCUGGCUCGACUCUAUCGCCACUGGAGCUCCGUGGACCCCCACUUUCAAAAGGUGGCUCAGAAAUUCCAAGGUGUGCGGCUCUUGCGCCUGGACCCAGUGGAGUGUCUCUUCUCCUUCAUCUGCUCCUCAAACAACAACAUCACCCGCAUCACCGGCAUGGUGGAGCGGCUCUGCCAGGCCUUUGGGCCUCAACUCCUCCAGCUCGAUGGCGUCCCCUACCAUGGCUUCCCCAGCCUGCAGGCCCUGGCCGGGCCAGAGGUGGAAGCUCAGCUCAGGAAGAUGGGCCUGGGCUACCGUGCCCGCUACGUGAGCGCCAGUGCCAGAGCCAUCUUGGAAGAGCAGGGCGGGCUGCCCUGGCUGCAGCAGCUGCGCGAAGCCUCCUACGAGGAGGCCCACAAGGCCCUCUGCACCUUGCCGGGGGUGGGCACCAAGGUGGCUGACUGCAUCUGCUUGAUGGCCCUGGACAAGCCCCAGGCGGUGCCCGUGGACGUCCACGUGUGGCAGAUUGCCCAGCGAGACUACCGCUGGCAACCCACCGUGUCUCAGGCCAAGAGUCCGAGCCCCCAGGCUAACAAGGAGCUGGGAAACUUUUUCCGGAGCCUGUGGGGACCAUACGCUGGCUGGGCCCAAGCGGUGCUGUUCAGUGCUGACCUGCGCCAGGCCCACCGAGCCCCCCAGCCCCCAGCAAAGCGCAGACGGCGGUCCAAGGGGGCGGAAGGCUAAGUGGGGACACCGAACACCUCUCUCCCCCAGGGCCCCCACCCAGUGCCUGUUGGAAAGGGAGCGGAAGGCAGCUACCUCGGGGUGUGGCCCCCUUCAGUCAAGCCAUUUGCACAGUGAGACGGGUGGGAGCAGACUCCCGUGGUUUUUAUCCU
Erinaceus europaeus (western European hedgehog) is the source of this 1223-nucleotide messenger RNA. It is a transcript of the gene OGG1, whose product is annotated as 8-oxoguanine DNA glycosylase. Gene Ontology annotation, biological process: nucleotide-excision repair; base-excision repair; base-excision repair, AP site formation. The record is from RefSeq and is a predicted model, not a curated record. Gene Ontology annotation, cellular component: nucleus. Lineage: Eukaryota; Metazoa; Chordata; Mammalia; Eulipotyphla; Erinaceidae. Bases 64 to 1071 code for a protein of 335 amino acids. The transcript has 7 exons. Gene Ontology annotation, molecular function: 8-oxo-7,8-dihydroguanine DNA N-glycosylase activity; damaged DNA binding.